Zychaea mexicana is the source of this 627-nucleotide messenger RNA. Its product is annotated as folate-sensitive fragile site protein Fra10Ac1-domain-containing protein. Gene Ontology annotation, biological process: dephosphorylation. Lineage: Eukaryota; Fungi; Mucoromycota; Mucoromycetes; Mucorales; Lichtheimiaceae. The transcript has 2 exons. The annotation marks the transcript as partial. The record is from RefSeq and is a predicted model, not a curated record. Gene Ontology annotation, molecular function: phosphatase activity.
UCAUACAGGUUUAUACGGUCAGACGACGAAGACGACGAGCAGGCUAGUUGGGAGCAACGUGUGGCAAAGAAAUACUAUGACACCUUGUUUAAAGAAUAUGCACUUUGUGAUCUCAAACAUUAUAAAAAGGGCAAGAUCGCCCUACGAUGGCGCACACAGCGUGAAGUAGUCCAUGGAAAAGGUCAAUUUGUCUGUGCAUCGACACGAUGCGACGAAACCAAAGAUCUAAAAAGCUGGGAAGUCAAUUUUGGAUACAUUGAACAUGGGGAGAAGAAGAACGAGCUGGUCAAAGUACGACUAUGCCCGGAUUGUUCCUAUCGUUUAAAUUACAGAACACAAAAACGACAAGUAAAGAAGAAGGAGACGAAACAAAAGCGUGCAAGAUCAGGAUCUAGUGAUGAAGAGGACGUGGAUAACAAACGACAAAGACGACGGAAACAUCGCAAACAUGAAGACGAUAAAUCAUCAUCGGAUCAAGGCGACGAUCAAAGUGGCGAUGAACAACAGCAGAAGGGGAAAGAAGAAAAAGAUGAAGCUUCCUCCAUAUGGAGUAAGCCUAUGGAGUCGAAGCAAGAGAAAACUAAAGAAGAAGAAUUUGAAGAUUAUUUUGCCGAUCUGUUACAAUAA